Hevea brasiliensis (rubber tree) is the source of this 643-nucleotide messenger RNA. Its product is annotated as thioredoxin-like 3-3. The record is from RefSeq and is a predicted model, not a curated record. The coding region runs from base 121 to 504 and encodes 127 amino acids. NCBI's taxonomy places the organism in Eukaryota, Viridiplantae, Streptophyta, Magnoliopsida, Malpighiales, Euphorbiaceae. The transcript has 3 exons.
UUCUGGCGAUGGCCCAUAUGGGCUACGUGGAAGAGAUCAUCAGCUGAUGAAAGGCUUCGGUGGGGCAGAUAAAGAUGUUCUUGGAAUUGGACGCAACUCAUAACCUUGGAGUAUCAAGAAAUGGAGGACACCUCAAAGAAAGGGUUAGAGGGGACUGGUCUGCAACUCCCAGUGAAUCGCCAUGGCAACCUGAAGAGUGCUUCCUCUGAUCAAAAGCUCCUCGAAUUUCUUCGUGAUAUUAGAGUUUCCAAGACACCUGCAGUUAUCAACUAUGGUGCCUCAUGGUGUGGGGUGUGCAGCCAAAUCCUCCCUGCAUUUUGCCAGCUAAGUAACAACUUCCCCAAGCAGUCCUUCAUAUAUGCAGAUAUUGAUGAAUGCCCAGAAACAACACAGCAUAUUCGUUACACCCCUACAUUUCAUUUUUAUCGUGAUGGGGAAAGGGUUGAUGAAAUGUUUGGUGCUGGAGAAGAGCGACUGCAUGAUCGAUUGUGGCUGCACUCCUGAAAUCUUGUCCUAGGGUUUCUUAUUUAUUAACAUGUAGAUGCAGGGACUAUCUGGUGGGAGAAUGUACUCUGCAAUUGUCAAAUUGUGUGAAAUACAGCACUGCUUUGUGCAUUCCAGUUAUGAUUAUCUGAUUGUCAGA